This is a messenger RNA of Aspergillus piperis CBS 112811, 742 nucleotides long. RefSeq lists its product as uncharacterized. NCBI's taxonomy places the organism in Eukaryota, Fungi, Ascomycota, Eurotiomycetes, Eurotiales, Aspergillaceae. The annotation marks the transcript as partial. The transcript is spliced from 2 exons. The record is from RefSeq and is a predicted model, not a curated record.
UGGAGACCAUCUGGAAGGGCAUUACAUUAGCACGGUGUAAGGAACGGGGGCGUGUUUCUAGAACCACUCGACCUUCAUCUGGUUGAUCCAAUAACCCGUAAGACGUCAUUAUGGUCGUAAAAAUAAAAUAGGGUAUUUGUCAAGGGGAAAUGCAAAUCUGCGUCGGGGAGGAGUCGAAAUGGAUCGCGCGUCCUCCUCUUCUCGGUGGCCGCGUGAAGAUGGUGCAAGCCUUCAAAGGGAAAAAGGCCGGAUGGGCCGAUGUGAGCGGUCGGGGGAUCCGCGCUAGGCGGACGCCGACCUUCAGCUGCUCCUCCCGCCCGCAAUUUAAUGCGGGCAGCGUCCACUCUCCUAUUUCCGAUCUGAUACUACUAUUCAUUGCGCUUCCUUCUCCUCAUCUCACCUCUCCAAUCUCACUUGUCAAUCACUGCGGCAGGUGGUCAACAGACCCUGGGAGGGUCUCAGUCAUCAUCCCUACAGCUGCUUCCCACUUCGAAGCUGUUGGUCGCUCAACUUCCAAUUGGCUCACGGUUCAGAUCGGCUCUAUCUAUGUUUCCCUAAUUGGCUAUGGUUGUCAGACUUGGGAUCGUCAUAGGGAAUUAGAAAUCUUGCAUUUACGCGCCAAACAAUGCCGAAUUUACCGCCCAAGGAAUUCGUCGCUGUCUGCUUAUGUUCCGCUCGCGACACCAUUCUGCAUCGUGAUGGCGGAGAUGUACUCGGGGCUCCACGUGGGCCAACGUUUUAG